CCGCAGUAUAAAAUGCCGGAGAGGAGAGACGGCGGUGUGUCUGCUAUCUUUCCCGAUAAGCACGGACUUUGCUGGAGUGGGAACGCCUAGGGUUUCGGUAAGCGAGCCCUCGCCAAUCGCUCUCCGUCCCUCGUCUCCUUUCUCGGGUGGAUUAAACUAGGAUUCAGCGAGGAGAUAAGCCCGGUUCCCCACGGCCCCUACGCCUCCGCGGGCUCUAGAUCCUCACUCACUAGCUAGUCACCGUAGACCACGUCGUCGCUGCUGCUCUUCUCACGCGCGGAGGAGGAGAUUGCGAAGGAGAGAGAAGAGGGGAAUGGAGGAUUUCUGUCUGAAACGGGUGUAGCGGCACGGGAAAAGGACGGCAUUUGUCGGAGUAGCAUGUCCGGAGUCAGGCGGGAAGAAUGUAGGUCGACCCAGGCAGGAUUGCUUCGAAUCUGUGGAGGAGUGAUUUUGAGAGAGGAAUUUCUUGGUUCGCCGGAGUUGAGUGGGUAGAUCUGGGAGUUUUGGGGCGCGGCAGCAUUAGAUCGGAAGGAGAGGAGAUUUUCUUGGCGGAAAAGACUAAAGUUUGAUGAGUAAUUGCUGAGAUUUCAACAACCAGGUUCUAUUGGCUUUCCGGUGCUGCUGUGUUGCAGACGGCAAGGCUGAUUUCUGGCGACCGCAGCCAGAAGAAAGAGAGAGAGAGAGGAGCAAGUCAAGAGCAGCCGAUUGCCGGCUACAGCAAAGGACGAGCUUCCGCGGACUCUCAGAAACCCUAGAGGCCCAGAGCUGACACAGCUCCCUUCGCAGUCGCCGUUUUCAAGGAAGGAGAUCGGGAGGUGGGAGAUAAGACUGGAUCUUGGACCGGAAGAGGGACGAGAGCGAGAUGGCAAUGGAGGAGAAUAACCAAGGCUGCAAACGGUCCCGGGUCGCGGUGGGAAAUGGCUGCAGCCUAACGUCAAAGAUAGGGCGCAAGGAGCGCCAAGACGAGGACGAGGAGGAAGGCGAGAAGAGAGUCGCCGCCCGCAUUGCUCCCUGGCAGCACCACCCGUCUUCGAGGAUCUUUCGGGUUUCCCGCGCCUCCGGAGGAAAAGAUCGGCACAGCAAAGUCUAUACCGCUAAGGGCCUCCGAGACCGGCGAGUUCGCCUCUCCGUAUCCACUGCAAUCCAGUUUUAUGAUCUCCAGGACCGUCUCGGUUACGAUCAGCCGAGCAAGGCUAUCGAGUGGCUGAUUAAGGCGGCGGCGGCUCCUAUCAAUGAGUUACCUCCCCUCAACGGCUUCCCCAAGCUGCCUUAUCCUAUGGGGGAAGACGCCGUGAAGACCAAUCCAGACGUCGAGCCAACCUACAAGCAUAGCCAGCAGCAGCAUCCUUCGACCAAAUCCGGGUGCAGCAGUACCUCGGACACCAGCAAAGGCUCGGUCUUGUCACUCUCACGCUCCGAGAGCCGCACCAUGGCCAGGGAACGAGCGCGAGAGCGAGCCGCGAAGGACAAAGAGAAGGAUAGAGGUGGCAGUGGCCACAUCGAUGCCUCCCCUCACCAGAAUCUGAGUUCUCAGACCUCUUUCACUGAACUUCUCACCGGCGGCGGCAGCAACGGGUCCAACAACAACGUAACUAGUGUUGCUGCAGACGGCGGCGAGAAUUCUAGCCAUAACUGCCUCCAGAAGCAAAUCUCGACGGCGGAUUACUUCGGCCAAGCUGGUCUCUUCCCCCAGUCUCAGAAAAGUCACCAGCUGCCGGCCGGGUUUUCGAAUCAACCUCACUUGGGAAACAACUCUUCAUUGGGAAUGCUUCCCUUUAACAUUGUUUCCACUAGUGACAAUCAAGAAAUGCAGCAAUUCUCCUUCUUGCAGGACCAUUUCUUCCCUUCCUCGGCGGUGGCGGCCACAGGGGACUACAACCUCAACUUCUCAAUUUCCUCCUCUGGUUUCGUGGGUUUCAAUAGGGGGACCCUUCAGUCCAAUUCACCAGCUCAGUUGCCUCAGCAGCACAACCAUCUGCAGAGGCUCUCUUCUACAGUCGACGGAUCGAACCUUCAAUUCUUCUUCGGCACUGCUGCAGGUUCGGCUGCUACUCCUACCAACGGGGAGAAUCAUCAUUUUCCGGCAGGACUUGACGGUCGUCUGCAGCUCUACUAUGGGGAUGGCUAUCGGCAAUCAGACAUGAAGGGGAAAAGGAAGAGCUGAACGAUCCACAAAUGAUGCAACCUCUGUAACCAACCAUGCCUAGCAUGGCAACUCUGCAGUGCAGUUGUCUUCUUUGUUGGCGACUCUUCUAUCAAAAUGCUGACUCUAUUUUAACUGUUAUCGUGCUUCAGUAGCUCGAUCUAUGCUUUGGACGAUUUCAAAUCAUUCUCCUGUCUGAGGGGUGAACCUUGUCAUAUUUUAAGUCUUUGGAUUGAAAUAAGUAUGUUCAAUGUGAAUCUUCAUGUGGGGAUUUUCCCCAGUGUUAUUGAUUAUUUGAAGAUCGUAAUCUAGUACAUGGUUGAUAGACAAAACAA
This is a messenger RNA of Zingiber officinale, 2478 nucleotides long. Its product is annotated as transcription factor TCP24-like. Lineage: Eukaryota; Viridiplantae; Streptophyta; Magnoliopsida; Zingiberales; Zingiberaceae. The coding region runs from base 863 to 2164 and encodes 433 amino acids. Gene Ontology annotation, biological process: regulation of secondary shoot formation. The record is from RefSeq and is a predicted model, not a curated record. Gene Ontology annotation, cellular component: nucleus. The transcript is spliced from 4 exons. Gene Ontology annotation, molecular function: DNA-binding transcription factor activity; sequence-specific DNA binding.